AUGGAGGAGGAGGUCCCUCACUUGAUGGUGGUUCCUUAUUCAGCUCAAGGGCAUAUGAUCCCAGCUUUGGUGCUCGCGAGCAGGCUAGCCGGCCUUGAUUUCGAGGUAAGCUACGUUUGUCAUGAUUUUAGGCUUGAGCAAGUGAAGAGAGAGGCCAAAGCACGAGCAUGCAACCCACACAUCAAGUUCCAGACGCUCAAGAAAAACUUCCCUUCCAAAGAGCAGCAGGAAUCGAGCUCAGGGCACGACUCGAUGGAGCUCAUGGGCUGGGCCUUUGGAUUCCAUCCCGAAGAUGGAGUAGAACUUAAGGAGCUCAUUAGUGCUGCCAAUCCUCCUAUAAGCUGCAUCAUCACGGACAACUUGCUUGCUUCCUGGGCCCAAGACGUAGCAGACGAGCUCAACAUUCCCAGGAUUAUCUUCUACCCAUCGCCGGGAAUGGCACUAGCCUUCCAUUUCUACGUCAAGAAUAUGCUACACCAGAACAAGCUUCCUGUACGAGUUCAAGAGCUGGUGCGAAUACCCGGGAUAGAUUCGGCUGGACUCUCGCCACUCUCGAGCGACCAAGUUAUCGACUUGAUCUUAGAGACAGUCCCCAAAGUCAUGCGGGAUUUCUACGUGACAAACGCUGUUCGAGAUCACGAGGCAGCUGGAGUGAUGUGCAACACGUUUGCUGCGAUCGAGGAGGAGGCAUGCAUCGCUGUGAGCGAGAACCCCCAGAUAAAUCCCAACAAGGUUCCUUUCGUGGAUAUCGGGCCUUUGCUUCCAGACUCUUACUUCGCGGAGGACAAUGCUUGUGAAGACUAUGACAAAGUCGAGUGCUUGGCAUGGCUGGACGAGCAGCCCACCGCGUCCGUCGUGUACAUCUCGUUUGGAAGCUUCGCUCGCGCUAACCGGAAACAAAUCGAAGAGCUUGCGCUUGGAUUGGAAGCAAGCGAGAAGAGAUUUCUGUGGGUUUUGCACAAUGGUGCCGAGGAGUUACUUCCGGAAGGAUUCCUGGAACGGGCGACGACGAACAAGACAGGAAUGGCGGUGAGGAAAUGGGCACCACAGCUCUUGGUUCUGUCGCACAGGGCCGUGGGUGGUUUCAUGACCCACUGCGGAUGGAACUCAACGAUGGAGAGCUUAAGCCGGGGCGUUCCGAUGAUCACGAUGCCAUUUUAUGGAGAGCAGCGAGGGAACGCACGGAUUAUCGUGGAGCACUUGGGGAUUGGCGUGGGGCUGGCGAAAGAUGGAAAAGAUGGUUUGAUCACGAGAAUUGCUUUCGAGCAAGCUUUUCGCGCGGUGAUUGACGAGGGCGAACUUGUGAGGAGCAAGGCUGCCCAGGUGAAACAGGCCGCUCGCGCUGCUUUCAAGGUAUCGCCUCGGAAGAUCAAAGACUUGAUCAACAAAGUUCUCGAGAGUAAUCGUUCGCGCCAAACUGGUUUACAAUUUAAAUUCUUCUGA
This is a messenger RNA of Selaginella moellendorffii, 1443 nucleotides long. Its product is annotated as UDP-glycosyltransferase 13. The record is from RefSeq and is a predicted model, not a curated record. NCBI's taxonomy places the organism in Eukaryota, Viridiplantae, Streptophyta, Lycopodiopsida, Selaginellales, Selaginellaceae. The transcript has a single exon. Gene Ontology annotation, molecular function: UDP-glycosyltransferase activity. Bases 1 to 1443 code for a protein of 480 amino acids.